AUGCAGGCGUGGAAUCUGGAUUGUAGCUGUCUCAUUGACAAGAUGUCUGCCUUGCGCCAUCCAUUGAAGGCGUUACGCGUGCAUCUACGGGAAAACGUGGUGGCAGAGAUGGCCUUCGUUGUUGCGCCCUCUCUUGGCCACCCCACCUUCUACCGCUCACUAAGCAAUACCCUCACAGCAUCUUGCAGUACCAGUGGCAGCAACACAGGUCACUCCUGCUCUACGCACACGCUGCGUACUGGGCAACGAAGGUGCAGGCCUUUGGCCCUGCCCAUAGAUGACUUUCUUACUGUACCCCGCCGGCGGAACCCUGCUAUUCGGACACGUGCUUUAGCCUCGCCCACUCUCUGGAGCAUAGCGCCGGGAUUGCACCCGCUCACAUGUCUGUCGUUGCCAAGCCACGUUGGGCCAAUGUCACGCAAUGUCCUCGUUCGUUCAUCGCCCAUUCACACUACCAGCGUGUCGCCCGGGCAUGGCGGCGGUAGCAGCGGCAGCAGCAUGGAUGAAGAUCUCAGCCUUGUUGGCGUUGCAUCCGGGGGUAGCACGUCCAAGGCAGUCACCGCGGCGGCGGCAGCAGCACACGGCACAACCAGCGCAGCGGCAGACUCACCGCAGCAGCCGCUCUCGUUGUAUGAAGAUCUCGAGGAUGCCUUACCUUAUCGCAACGGCGUUAGCACUAAUGGUAACGGCAGUGCAGGCGCUGUUGCGUCGCACGGCAGCGUCGACCUGCAGCCGCACAAUGUCUCGACCUCUGCCGCCACCGCCGCUUCCAGUUCCCCUGGGGCCUCCUCAACCACCACCCCGGAGGAGGUCUGUGUAGUGGAGGUAGACUCUAAUGGCAACGCUACCACACAUUGCAUGCCUGUUUCGACGAUAAAUACCGUUGCCGAUGUCAUGCAAACCGUCCCUGACGCUGUUGCCGUGGCGGCUGCAGCAAACGCAGCUUCCGUGUACGGCGUAUCGCCACCUGCCACAGCAACUCCCGCCAGCGUCCGGCCCAUGCCAACCGUCGUUGACGCAGCAAUAUCCGUCAGUUUACGACCUGCCGGAUUUGGCUACCGCGACGCCAACAGCGCGGCGCACAUGGUCUCCGGAGGUGACCUCGCUGCCGACGUCGGCUUCGCUGCCGCCAGCACGGACCAGGAUGGCAGCGGCGCCAAUCCUAGGAUUGGCGGCUCGGCUGCCGCAAUGGGCCCCGCCGGUGGCAGUGUGGAUAUGGCGGACACGCCUGAGGGGCUCACUGACGUAGAGGUCUCCUCUGUGGCGCCCGUGGCGGACUGGCUUAAGGACCAGGAUGACAUCACCACACUCACCUACGCAGUGCUGACAGGAGGCCUGGUGGCGACGGCGGUGUUCAUCUUUGACGUAUCCAUUCAGACCAUUCACGACCUGCCUGAUAUAUUCAGCACGGAUCUGGGCAUUGGUGGCGGUCGCAAAACUGGCCUGGAGAUUUUCGGCACGGCGGUGCCGUUCCGCUGUGUGAUGCCUGUGGCAGCCGGCUUCGUGGUGGCCUGGUUGCAAAAGGUGGGCUUCAGUCCCGCCCUCAAGGUGCUCACACGGGCCAUGGAGGGAGUCACGGAUGACGCCAACAAGGCCGCGCUGCCAAAGUCCUACUGGCAGGUGGCCCGCAAGGCCAUAGCCAGUGCCGUGACCCUGGGCAGUGGGGCCUCCCUAGGCCCUGAGGCCCCCAGUGUGGAGCUGGGGGCCAACACGGCGGCGGUCAUUGCGCCCAAGAACCUUAGCAAGCGAAGACAGAGGAUGCUCAUUGCCGCAGGCGCCGCGGCAGGCGUAUCGGCCGCCUUCGACGCCCCCGUGUCGGGUGCUCUGUUCGCUGUGGAGUUUGUACUCAAGAGCAGUCGUCUGGGUCUAGACCGGCUGUCCACCUCCACGGUGUUCGUGUCUACCUCUGUCGCUGCUGGGGUCAUUGGCUUCCUGCGUACUCAGGGUCAGGCGCUGGGGAUUGCGGGAGCUGGAACUCACCUGGUCGGUCGCAUCCCAUACUUUUCCAUUCAGCCCAACCUGUUGGUCGAUGUGCUGCAAUUCUCCGCCCUGGGUCUAGGUUGUAGCGUGGCUGCUGUGGCACUAUACGAGGGUGUACGUGUGUCGGAGAUUGCCCUUCGGCCGUUGCCCCGCUGGUUGUCGGCGCCCACGGCGGGUGCCCUCUGCGGGAUCAUCGCCUACCGCUUCCCACAGGUCCAGUACGGCUACGUGAAUCUGGAGGAGAUCUUCCGUGACUCUACGGGUAUGUCCGCGGCGGACCUGACGGCGUUGCUGACGGCCAAGAUUGUGGCCACGUCCGUGUGUGUCGGUGGCGGCCUGGUGGGCGGCCUCUUCGCACCCUCCCUCUUCCUGGGCGCGCUGGUCGGUGAUGUGAUGGGUCACUUCGUUGCCGGCCCCUGGGGCCUCCCCGAUCCCACCUCCCUGGUGGUGGUGGGUGCUGCUGCGGUGCUGGGAGCCGCCUGCCGAGCCCCCCUUACCGCCAUCGCACUCAUGGUGGAGAUCACCCGGGACACGGGACUGCUGGUACCGCUGCUGUCAGCCAUUGGAGUGGCCUCGUUAUUCACGGACUAUCUGGAGGGAAUAUUCUCAAAGCGCCUGGAACAGGCGCUGGUUGAGCUCUAUCUGCGGGAGAAGGCCUUCUUCUGGGCGGCUAGCCUCGUAACGCCCCCUGGGGCCGCGGCUGGGGAUGGGGUAAAGACAGUGGAGGACGUGUUGGGCACCCGUGCCAACCUGUACGUGCGCCACACGCUGCCAUUGGCCCAAGCCAAGGCCGCCAUGGCUGCCAAGGGCUCCUCCGCAGCCGUGGUGGUGGACGACAACUUCUCUCCCCUGGGGGUAGUGUACCUUGAGGACGUGGAGGCGGAGCUCAUCAGGCAGCGACUGCUCAACGAACCUGACGCCAACUUCAACAGGCAGUAG
Molecule: messenger RNA, 2919 nt
Organism: Volvox carteri f. nagariensis
Lineage: Eukaryota; Viridiplantae; Chlorophyta; Chlorophyceae; Chlamydomonadales; Volvocaceae
Exons: 11
Coding region: 1-2919 (972 amino acids)
Biological process (GO): transmembrane transport; chloride transport
Cellular component (GO): membrane
Molecular function (GO): voltage-gated chloride channel activity
Source: RefSeq, a predicted model, not a curated record